CUCUCGAUCCGCGAUCGCCGUCGCGCUCCUAAGCCCCAACGCACGUACGCGCGCAGCGGAUCAAGAGCGCCAGCGAUGGCACCCGUGACGCAGAAGCAGCACCACUACACCGAACGGUGGGGCGAUCUCCUGGACGACGACGACCUCGACCUCGGCGUGCUCCUCCCGCCGCCGGUCGUCGUCGGGCCCGACGCCAAGGGCAUCAAGAAGGUGAUCGAGUAUCGGAUCGACGCCGAGGGCAACAAGGUGAAGGUCACCACCACCAAGCAAGUACGCACGGUGCGCCGCUCCAAGAACGCCAUCGAGCGCCGCUCCUGGUCCAAGUUCGGCGACGCCGCCAAGGAGGCCGCCGGAUCGCGCCUCACCAUGGUCUCCACAGAAGAAAUCCUCCUCGACCGCACGGGUGCCUCAGGGAGCAAAGCCGACGAGCUAUUUACUAAGCUUGAUUCGCUGGCUAAGGCGAAUGAAACGCAAGGGGGAGUUCUCAUGGUUUGCAGAACCUGUGGGAAGAAGGGUGACCACUGGACCUCAAAGUGCCCCUACAAGGACCUUGCUCCACAACAGGGUGAAAGUUCUACUGACAGGCCUCCUAGUGCGGACGGCUCUGCAACACCUGCGAAGGGUGGAACAUAUGUUCCUGUUUUCAGGAGGUCAGGUGCUGAUAGGAGUGGAGCAGAUGUGAUGAGGCGGAGGAAUGACGAGAACUCUGUCCGCGUGAGCAACCUAUCAGAGGAUGCACGCGAUCAUGACCUCGCAGAGCUGUUCGGCCAGUUUGGCCCUCUCAACCGUGUAUAUGUGGCAUUGGAUCGGGCGACUGGAGAAAGCAGGGGGUUUGGCUUCGUGAACUUUGUUCACAGGGAGGAUGGCGAGAAGGCUAUCAAGAAGCUUAAUGGCUACGGUUACGAUAACCUUAUCCUAUGCGUGGAUUGGGCAGGACCAAGGCCCAACUAGUUUUUGCUACUAGUGCUUAAAAGUUUAUAUUUUUUUUCUUUUUUCUACUCGUGUUAUACUGUCAGUAUGACGGUUUAAAGUAGCAGUCUUUGUGAACAUACCUUUGUCGCGAUGCUGAUUUAUGUUAUUGGACGACAAUACUUGAACUCGCUGAUGUUUUUGCUGCGGCAAUAGUCUUGCAAUUGUGAAAUU
Panicum virgatum (switchgrass) is the source of this 1143-nucleotide messenger RNA. Its product is annotated as eukaryotic translation initiation factor 3 subunit G-like. Bases 76 to 951 code for a protein of 291 amino acids. The transcript has 2 exons. Gene Ontology annotation, cellular component: cytoplasm; eukaryotic translation initiation factor 3 complex. The record is from RefSeq and is a predicted model, not a curated record. NCBI's taxonomy places the organism in Eukaryota, Viridiplantae, Streptophyta, Magnoliopsida, Poales, Poaceae. Gene Ontology annotation, molecular function: translation initiation factor activity; RNA binding.